AUGAUUUUCCCGAUAUUCUCGAUAUUCCUUCUGAUUUCGCUAACUUCAUCAACUGAAAUCUACAUUCAAGGUUCAAUGAAAUGCAAUUUGAACUCGGAAUUUCGGGCCAAAAUCGAUCUUAUCGAGGAAGAUGCCACGUAUUUGAGUUCGGAUUUGAUAAAAUCGAAAUUUUUGGGAACAAAAUCGUCGGGUGUUUCGCACAAUUUUAGUAUUAAAGGGACAUUUGAUGGGGGAGAUGGGGUUUUGGUGAGUUUCAGCAUUUUCAGCGCAAAAUUUGAGUCUAGAAAAAUAUUUUCAGGGUUCUGGAAGGUCUAGUGAAAUUGUUCUGAUCCAUUUCAAAAAGCCUCCAAGAGGUCCUAAAAAUUGUCAGAAAAUUGUUCUAGGCUGAAAUUUUGCGCUGAAAACGCUGGACACGCUGAAAAUAGUCGAUUCCAGCAUUUUCAGCACAAAAUUUCAGUCUAGAACAAUAAUUUCAGAGUUCCGGAAGCUGUAGUGAAAUUGUUAGGAUCCAUUUCAAAAAGCCUCCAGGGACUCUAAAAAUUGUCAGAAAAUUGUUCUAGGCUGAAAUUUUGCGCUGAAAACGCUGAAACUCACUAAAAACCUCCCAGUUUUUCCUAGGACAACGAAUACGAGCCAGUUUUGAUAAUCCAUCACAAUUGUAUGGAUAAUCCAGACGGUUUUGGCAAUGUGUAUCGACGUUUCAAAACGGUGCCAAUUUGGACACCGUCUGCAAAUUUUACUGGAUUGAGUUUCAAAUUGGACAAUCGUCUCGAUGAGAACCUGCCACAAUAA
Molecule: messenger RNA, 792 nt
Organism: Caenorhabditis angaria
Lineage: Eukaryota; Metazoa; Nematoda; Chromadorea; Rhabditida; Rhabditidae
Source: the annotation of a GenBank genome assembly